GCAUGAGGGACCCGGAGCGUCACUUGGACGAGUCGCCUCCGCCGAUGGGAAGUCCGAGCGAGCUGUCUGCGAUUGCCUCGAAGAUGAUGAAACACCCCAAGACGUUGACCCACGCCGCUCCCGACGACGACUCGUCGCUUCAUCCUGGCCACUUCAAGAGGAAAACCAACAAGCUGCCGACGCCAGUGUGGUUUGGUGACCCGUCGGCCGCGUCGGCCGCCGCCUCUGCGUCGACCCUUGCAGGUCAACUGACAAGUGAAGUGCAUGCGUUUGUCGCGUACACGAACACGGAGGUUGAGUCCGCACAGAAUUCGGUCCAGGACAGCAUCGCGCGGCUGAACGCAACCUUGGACAAGAAAUGGCCCGAGGCCGCGUGUCACGCGACGUGCUUUGGGUCGUUCGCGUCGGGUCUUUGGCUUCCUACCAGCGACGUGGACGUUGUCGUCCACGGCAUUCCUUCGACAGACUUGACGUCAACCCAAGAGGUCCUGGCCGCGCUGUUGUCGACCGAGCCAUGGGUGCGCCACGUGUCCGUGGUCGGGACCAAAGUCAUGGUGGUCAAAGUCAUCUUGAAGCACUGCGGACGUCGCAUGGACAUCGCGGUGGAGACGGCCGACACGCAGCAUGGCCUGGCCGCCACGGAGAUCGUGCGCGCCGCGGUGAUGUCGAUACCGGUCAUGCGGCCGCUGGUGCUCGUGCUCAAGACAUUUCUACGCGAAAAGGGGCUCAACAAUGCGUUCACGGGGGGGCUGAGCUCGUACGCGCUGGUGCUGCUGUGUUUGCACUACCUCUUGCACCGCCCCCACAACCGCGGCAUCGCGAGCUCGUCCAGUUCUGAAAGCGACGACGGCGACAACGACGUCGACGAGCACGACGAGGCCACUUGGAGUCGGUCGAGUACGAGCGCAAGGUGCGCCAAGGCCCGCUCGUCCUGGACGACCCCAUCCAUCCACACGACCGAGGCGUGUACAAUGUCGGCGCCGGCGCGUACGCCAUGGCCCGCGUGGUGACUGCGCUCGAGAACGCCUUCUACGCCACCACCUUCCACCACCCGUCCCGCUUUACGCCGACGCCCCUCAGUCAAAUGAUUCAUUGGUCGGGACCGGUACCUGCCGCCGUGUAGUAGCUCCGUAGCUAUCAACGUAUCGUGUUAAUAUGAAAACGAACCUCCA
Molecule: messenger RNA, 1172 nt
Organism: Aphanomyces astaci
Lineage: Eukaryota; Oomycota; Saprolegniomycetes; Saprolegniales; Verrucalvaceae
Exons: 2
Biological process (GO): RNA 3'-end processing
Cellular component (GO): nucleolus; TRAMP complex
Molecular function (GO): mRNA binding; poly(A) RNA polymerase activity
Source: RefSeq, a predicted model, not a curated record